Molecule: messenger RNA, 993 nt
Organism: Electrophorus electricus (electric eel)
Lineage: Eukaryota; Metazoa; Chordata; Actinopteri; Gymnotiformes; Gymnotidae
Product: organic solute transporter subunit alpha-like
Source: RefSeq, a predicted model, not a curated record
AUGGAUUAUUUGAACGAAACAAUUGAUCCCUCAUGUUUACACGAGCCUCCAUUGGCCCUCGAUGUCAUACAUCAGCUGGAUAUGUUUGGCGUUGCUCUGUACUCUAUCCUCACAUUCAUGGCCAGUGUGUCACUGUUACUGUAUUUGGAGGAGUGUGUAUACAUCUACAAAAACGUUCCAUCCCCAAAGAAGACCACUAUCAUAUGGGUCAAUGGUGCUGCACCAGUCAUUGCUACAAUGUCUUGUCUUGGAAUGUGGAUCCCAAGAGCCACUAUGUUCACAGAUAUGACCUCCAACUCGUACUUUGCAGUUGUAAUCUACAAGGUUCUCAUUCUCAUGCUUGAGGAGUGCGGGGGCGACGAGGCCUUCCUACGGUACUCAGAGAGCCAGAUGUUCCGGAUCAACACGGGACCCUGCUGUUGCUGCUGCCUGUGCCUUCCCAGAGUGCCCGUCACACGGCAGAUGCUGUUCCUGCUAAAGCUGGGGUCUCUUCAGUAUGCCAUUAUGAAAACCGUCCUGUCCAUCUUCUCUGUUGUCUUAUGGACAAAUGGAAACUUUGACCUCUCGGAUCUUGAAAUCACUGGAGCCGCUAUCUGGAUAAACCCAUUCAUAGGAGUCCUGACUCUCAUUUCCCUGUGGCCUGUAGCCAUCAUGUUCAUGAAUAUACGCAACACACUGCGCAGAGUCAAGAUCAUCCCCAAAUAUGCCAUGUAUCAGCUGGUCCUCAUCCUGAGUCAGUUGCAAUCAGCCAUUAUCAGUAUCCUGGCCCUUGAUGGCACCAUCGCCUGUGCACCGCCAUUUUCUUCCAUAGCUCGAGGAUCUAUGUUCAGUCAGCAGCUAAUGAUUAUAGAGAUGUUCAUCGUCACCCUGGUGACCCACAAGCUGUACCGGCGCACAUAUGACCUGAUCACACUGGAUCCCCAUGAGAAUGACAAUGAGCUGAACAAGAUGGUCAAGUUGCACACAGCCUCACUGGAGGAGCAUGUAGCAUGA